GGCGGCGGCGGCGGCAUGGCCGUCUGGACCCGGGCUUGUAAAGCGGGGCUGUUGGAGUUGUUGCUACGGGAACGCUGGGUGCGGGUAGGGGCGGAGCUGAACGGCGAGACGUUGAGUUUAACGGCGGAACCGGCGGGAGGCGGCGGCGAAGCGGCAGGGUUGAACGGCGUGGUGAACGGCAACGGGGAGGCGGCCGCCGCCGGCUGCGUGCGGAGGGUGCGGGUGGUGAAAGCGGAGGCGGGAGGGUUGGGGAUCAGCAUCAAGGGAGGGCGGGAGAAUCGGAUGCCGGUGCUUAUCUCACGGAUCUUCCCGGGCUUGGCGGCGGAACGGAGCGGAGCCCUCCGGUUGGGUGACGCCAUCCUCGCCGUUAACGGCGUCGAUCUCCGGGAUGCUACCCACGAUCAAGCCGUCCAGGCGCUGAAGCGAGCCGGCAGGGAGGUCAUCCUCGAAGUGAAGUUCAUGCGGGAGGUGACCCCCUACAUCAAGAAGCCAUCGCUGGUGUCAGACCUGCCAUGGGAAGGGGCUGCCCCGCAGAGCCCCAGCCUGAGCGGCAGCGAGGACUCAGGCUCCCCACAGCACCAGGGCACCCGUGACCGCAAGGUGAUCCCUCUCAAGAUGUGCUUUGCUGCCAGGAACCUCAGCAUGCCCGACCUGGAGAACAGGCUGAUCGAGCUGCACUCGCCGGACAGCCGGAACACCCUGAUCCUUCGCUGCAAGGACACGGCGACCGCUCACUCCUGGUUCACCGCCCUGCACUCCAACAUCUCCGCGCUGCUCCCCCAGGUGCUGGCCGAGCUGAACGCCAUGCUGGGCAGCGGCAGCGCGGCCGGCGGCAGGGAGGUGAAGCACAUCGCUUGGCUGGCCGAGCAGGCGCGGCUGGACGGGGGGCGGCAGCAGUGGCGGCCGGUGCUGAUGGCGCUGACAGAGAAGGACCUGCUGCUGUACGAUGGCAUGCCCUGGACCAGGGACGCCUGGGCCUCCCCCUGCCACAGCUACCCACUGGUGGCUACCAGGCUGGUCCACUCAGGCUCAGGCCGCCGCUCGCCCGCCCUGGGCUCGGAGCUGACCUUUGCCACCCGGACGGGCUCCCGCCAGGGCGUGGAGAUGCAUGUUUUCCGUGUGGAAACCCACCGGGAUCUCUCCACCUGGACACGUGUCCUGGUCCAGGGCUGCCAUGCCGCUGCUGAGCUGAUCAAGGAGGUGUCUGUGGGCUGCGCGCUGGGCGGGCAGGAGGUCCAGCUCAACAUCCACUACGAGAGCGGCUUCACCAUCAGGCGUGAGGAGCCGGGCGGCAGCGUCCUCUUCCGCUACCCCUACGAGAGGCUGAAGAUGUCAGCGGACGACGGCAUCAGGACGCUCUACCUCGACUUUGGGGGUCCCGAGGGGGAGCUGGCACUGGACCUGCACUCCUGCCCCAAGCCCAUCGUCUUUGUCCUGCACACCUUCCUCUCGGCCAAGGUCACCCGCAUGGGGCUGCUGGCAUAGGCGGCCCUGGCCCCCCCGCCUGCCUCCCCCCACCUCAAACCAGCUGGGAGGGCUCACCCCUCCUCCCACCAGUGCCUUGCCAGGGCCGGGCAUACAGCAGGAUGGCUGCUCUGGGAGGGGCUGAGUCCAUCCUGCUCCGUGCCGGUGGUCCUGAACCCACCUCCAGUGCUGGGGGGGCACAGGUACCAGCUUUAACCCUGCCCUGGCCCUGAAGCCAUCGCUGAGAUCACCACCUGUGCCUUGGAGUGGGGGGAAGCCCAGCUGCUCCCCCAGACUCCUGGUGCUCCCUCCCCCCAUGCUGGGGGCGGGGGGGGGGGGGGGAGCGCCUGCCCCCUCCCCAAAGGGGGUCACAUUGGCCCUUUCCCAUGGGAUUGGGCUUGAGCCAUUGGAACCCCCCCAUUGCUGCAGCUUGGGGUCCCAUUGUCCCCUUGGGGAGCCACAGGGGGGGUCCCAGCUGCCCACCCUGCAGUGCAGGCAGGGGGGGUCUCAGCCCCCCUCAACAGGCAGUGACCCCCACAAAAACCUCCCAAAGCCAGAAAACAAGUGUGGUGUCUCUGCUGCCCUGGGCAGAGGGGCUGGGGCGCCCCCCUGGAGCUGCCCCCCCCCUCAGCUGCGCUGACCCCACGGCCUCCCAGACCCUGCAGGCUGUGCCCCCAGCCCAGCAGCUGCCGGGGGGGACUCACAGGCCUCCGCAGGUUUGGGGCAGGACGUGUAGAUUGAUGCACUUUCGCUUUUUUUACUCUUUCCUUCCCCCAAGGAGGGGGGGGCAGCUCCUGUACCCCUGGGUGCCGGGGGGAGUCGCCCUGAGCACAGUGGGAGUUGGACUCUCCCCCAGGGUCCCCCCACCUGGCUGAGGCCCCGUUACCCCCCCUCAGCCAAACUCUGCUGCACAUUUUCUGCUUCCCAUGGGGCUGUGCUGGCCGGGCGACCCCAGGGGGGGCCCCAGGGGGCUCCAGGACCCCCGGCCCGGGGUCACGGCUCGCACACAAGCACUACAGCCCCCCUGGGCACUGCAGCCCCUUCUAUUUUUGUAUUCUUUGUA
Apus apus (common swift) is the source of this 2527-nucleotide messenger RNA. It is a transcript of the gene SNTB2, whose product is annotated as syntrophin beta 2. Gene Ontology annotation, molecular function: protein binding; structural molecule activity. The transcript is spliced from 7 exons. Lineage: Eukaryota; Metazoa; Chordata; Aves; Apodiformes; Apodidae. Bases 16 to 1485 code for a protein of 489 amino acids. The record is from RefSeq and is a predicted model, not a curated record. Gene Ontology annotation, cellular component: dystrophin-associated glycoprotein complex; synapse; intracellular anatomical structure.